AUGUUUCCAGACCAAACGCUGCCGCCUGCAGCAUCGGAGAUACCUCGUCAACAGCAGCCAUUGCCGGUUGUUCACAAUGCCUACACACCCAAGGAAGCCAUUGAGAUCUCUUCGAGAACAGGUGCCUACAAGGCCCACAUGCGCAUCGACAAAACCAUCAUCUCUUCGUUCAUGGCCGGCUGUCUUCUGUCUUUCGGAGGUGCCUGUUACAGCAUUAUCAACACCUCUUCCUGGCUCAAUGAGAAUGCUCCUGGUAUCCCCCGCAUGUUGGGCGCCCUCAUUUUCCCCUUCGGUUUGGUGGUCAUCGUCAUGACUGGAGCAGACCUCUGUACCGGAAGUUUCAUGUACACCAGUUUGGCAGCCCUUCAUCGACGCACCUCUGUCUUACUCAUGCUGAGACACUGGUUCCUGACCUUCUUCGGCAACCUCGCUGGUGCUCUGUUCGUUUCCUGCGUUAUCAUUGGCUACGGCGGUGUCUUCGAGGCUGCCGCCUACAAGAAGGAGCUUCUCACCAUUGCAACGACCAAGGCUGUGACACCAAUGUGGCAUCAGAUCUUCCUGAAGGCCAUUGGUGCUAACUGGCUUGUGUGUCUUGCUUGCUUCCUGGCUUGCUGUGCGAGGGAGUUCUUCUCCAAAGUCACGGCAAUCUGGUGGCCCGUGUUUGCCUUCGUGUUGCUCGGUCUAGACCAUGUGGUGGCCAAUAUGUUCUAUAUUCCCUUGGCCAUCUUUUACCAUCAUCCUGACAUUACCGUUGGCUACUACAUCUGGAAGAGCAUGAUCCCCGCUGCUCUGGGCAACAUCGUUGGUGGCAGUGUUUUUGUCGCCUUUGUUUACUGGUAUCUCUUCUUGGUUGGCGAUUCAUCCGAAAUCGUCAUCGAUGGCGAUUACUGGGACGUUCAAAGCCGGUCUUCCAUCAGCUCUUCCUCGGACCCCGUCCCUCAACACUCAUCCAACAAGGAUGAUGGCAAGAUGGUUUAA
Aureobasidium namibiae CBS 147.97 is the source of this 978-nucleotide messenger RNA. Its product is annotated as formate/nitrate family transporter. Gene Ontology annotation, molecular function: high-affinity secondary active nitrite transmembrane transporter activity. The transcript has 5 exons. Gene Ontology annotation, cellular component: membrane. NCBI's taxonomy places the organism in Eukaryota, Fungi, Ascomycota, Dothideomycetes, Dothideales, Saccotheciaceae. Gene Ontology annotation, biological process: transmembrane transport; nitrite transport. The coding region runs from base 1 to 978 and encodes 325 amino acids. The record is from RefSeq and is a predicted model, not a curated record.